Messenger RNA from Meyerozyma guilliermondii ATCC 6260, 483 nucleotides. RefSeq lists its product as uncharacterized. The record is from RefSeq and is a predicted model, not a curated record. NCBI's taxonomy places the organism in Eukaryota, Fungi, Ascomycota, Pichiomycetes, Serinales, Debaryomycetaceae. The transcript has a single exon. The coding region runs from base 1 to 483 and encodes 160 amino acids.
AUGAAGAAAAAUGAUUUGGGAGCUCUGUCAAUCGAAUUGACGAUGGUGUCGACUAAUUUUGUGAAAUACGUGACAAAUACCUCACAAUCUUCGUCGUUGUACUCAUUUCGCUCGAUUUCAAAGCUGACAUCGUUCUCAAUUAUCUCAGUAAGAAAUGGCUUCAAUGUGGAUUCAAGGUAUUCAAAGCCAUUUUCCUUGGUGAAGUUCAAGAGGAACUUUGUCAAAGUGCUGUUUCUUCGAAAGAUAUCCGAUGAUCGCGAUACAUGUUUUAUCUCCUCGUCUAGUAGCACCUGGAAAAGUUUAUCCAAUUUUUUCGUGUAUCCAAAUACGCCAAAGAAAGACGACGCAAGCAUGUUGUGUUCAGUUGAGGAUGCCACUUGUGCAAUAGCGCCAGCCAAGGGAUAUAGUUCACCGAUCUGCUCAAUCACUUCUUCUGGGAACUCUUCUUUAGAGUUUUGUAUUUUGCGUGUGGUCAAAAUGUGA